Penicillium canariense is the source of this 1692-nucleotide messenger RNA. RefSeq names its product dolichyl-P-Man:Man(7)GlcNAc(2)-PP-dolichol alpha-1,6-mannosyltransferase. Gene Ontology annotation, biological process: protein N-linked glycosylation. NCBI's taxonomy places the organism in Eukaryota, Fungi, Ascomycota, Eurotiomycetes, Eurotiales, Aspergillaceae. The transcript is spliced from 3 exons. The coding region runs from base 1 to 1692 and encodes 563 amino acids. Gene Ontology annotation, molecular function: alpha-1,6-mannosyltransferase activity. Gene Ontology annotation, cellular component: endoplasmic reticulum membrane. The record is from RefSeq and is a predicted model, not a curated record.
AUGAGACAGGCAUGGGUUGGACUCGUGUUCUUGCUGGCGGGUUUGAUUCUGCUGCACCUUUUUGUCGCGCCGUACACCAAGGUCGAAGAGUCGUUCCAUGUCCAGGCUACCCAUGACAUCCUCGCGCACGGGUUUCCUUUCAACGCCACCGCCAAUCGCAGUAAAUAUGACCACUUCGAGUUUCCAGGCGCUGUGCCUAGGACUGCGGUUGGUGCGACGAUCCUCUCUGGGUUAUCGCCUCAGCUGACGGCAGCUUGGACGGGAGUAAAUCGGCAGAUCUGGGCCCGAGCUGUUCUAGGCUUGUACAAUGCCGUUGCUCUAGGCGUCUUCGCCCAUGGCUUACGGAAAAGUUUCGGCCAGACUGUAGCUGUGUGGUACCUUCUGUUUCAGAGCAGCCAGUUCCACCUCAUCUACUACGCCUCGCGGCCGCUAUCAAACAUAUUCGCCUUUGGGCUGACAACCGUAGCGAUGCGGUGUCUCUUGCCCGACUCAAUCUCCCAAUGGGGGGGUCGUGCCGGCGCGCGCGGUGGUAGAUUGAGCCUGUGUCUGCUCACUAUGGCGGGCGUGAUCUUCCGCGCCGAACUAGCUAUUCUGGUCGCAUUUACGGCUCUGUUCUUGCUUGCCACGCAUCGCGCACGGCUUUUCUCAGAUGUUGCUGUUGCCGGCCUCGCGGGUCUUACGAGUGGGCUCAUUCUUACUGUUUGCAUCGACAGUAUGUUCUGGAACCAGCUCGUCUGGCCCGAACUAAACGCGUUCCUAUUCAACGUUGUCGAAGGUCAGUCCUCAGCCUGGGGCACGGAGCCUUUCUACUUUUACUUCGUGAACGCGCUCCCUCGACUUCUGCUUAACCCGCUGAUCUACCUCCUCGCCAUCCCGAUUACGCUGCGCAAUCCCGCUCUGCGGCGGCCCAUUCUCCCGCUCCUUGCGCCAUGCAUGGCCUUCGUGACGCUGUAUAGUGCCCAACCGCACAAGGAGUGGCGCUUUAUUAUCUAUGUCGUUCCGGUUCUCACUGCUACAGCUGCUCUCGGGGCUGGUUAUCUCUGGACUCGGCGUAGCCGAUCUGCAUUUGCUUAUAUCGCGUCUCACCUCCUGGUUCUCUCGACCGUGGCGGCUUUCCUGCUGUCCAAUCUGGCGCUUCUGCCUGCCUCAGCAGCGAACUACCCUGGUGCUCAUGCUUUGAAUGCACUCCACCGCUACCAUGAGCAGCAGUCCUUGUCCAGCGGUGCUUCAGUCUACCUUGGGAACCUGGCCUGCCAAACUGGCGUCACGCGGUUCUUGCAACGAUCUCCCGAACAGGGCUGGAGCUAUGACAAGACCGAGGACGAAAACACCAAGUCCACCGGGAAAUUCUGGGACCAGUUCGACUACGUUCUUGUCGAGGCUUCUGCGGACCCUGAGUUCAGGGAUGCUGAUGAGACUCGUCUGCACAGUGCACUCCCCUCUUCGCAAUGGGAGACAGCCGAGGUUGUCGACGGCUUUGUUGGCAUUUCUAUCCUGAGACCAGGAGCUCCUGCCGCUAGGGUUGCGGAGCAACGGAUUCUGGCCAAGUUGACCGGGGAGUCUUUAGUACGUGUCUACGAAAAAGUGCGAGAUUUUGUGAGGAAGCUUGUAUUGCGCGGCUGGUGGGUCGAGUUGAAGAUGAGACCGAGGGUCAAGGUUCUCAAACGGGUUCAAGGGGAUUCGAGCAUAUGA